Medioppia subpectinata is the source of this 878-nucleotide messenger RNA. The record is from the annotation of a GenBank genome assembly. NCBI's taxonomy places the organism in Eukaryota, Metazoa, Arthropoda, Arachnida, Sarcoptiformes, Oppiidae.
AUUGUGCGCAAAAUGAAUGAAUGCAUUGAUUGAGUGAUUGAAUGGCCGACACUUCGAAGGUUAAGGAUAUCUUAGAGACGUUUCGGACGGAAGAUCUGCAGGAAGUGCUGAAGGAGUUCCGAUUGCCAUUCGUUGGCCGCAAAACAGAGCUCUUUCAACGCGUUUUGUCACUCAUUGAUGACAACGUAUACGAUUCAGACGUGUGUCUGAAAGUGAAACAACACAUCCAUCAGAUCAACAAAGAGAGAGAUAUGUCCCCAACCCUCGACACUUACGCCUCGAAAGGCAGGAAGAGGUCCACUCGCUAUGAGUCGGACGACAGCUAUAAUGAGAGCAACGAUGAGGCGUCCGAAGAAGAGGGAGAGUUAGUGGAUGACGAAGAGUCGGAAGCAUUCGUGGUGUCGGAUAACUCCGAUUCCAGUGAUUUCGAAGACAUCACGAGUAAGACGAAGACGUCUACUAAACGGAAGCGAAACGUGACGAGUGGUAGCAGUGAUGAGUCGUCGGACGCGGACUCAGACAAUGUGUUUCAGAAAUUUAGGAACAAAUCCCGAUCUCAGCGACAGAAGGAGAAGGAGGAGAAGAAAGAGAAGAGAAAGCGUGAAAUGCAGAAGAAGUUGCAGAAGAGACCGGGGAAGAAGACACGAGUGCAGUACGAGUCGAGCAGUGAUUCAGACAAUUCAUCGGAAGACUCGUUGAAAAUUAGGUCCAAAACAAAGAAGUCAAAACCGCCGCUCAAGUACUUAAGUGACAGCUCCAGUGAUGCUUCAGUCGCACGCGUCAGCACUACUAACCAUCAAAACACUGUGGAAGAAGACAGCAGUGACGACGACAUUGAGAUCAUCGCUGAGAUCCCAGCGGAGCGGUCGACGAUUAAC